This is a messenger RNA of Lonchura striata (white-rumped munia), 1724 nucleotides long. RefSeq names its product INSC spindle orientation adaptor protein (gene INSC). The record is from RefSeq and is a predicted model, not a curated record. Gene Ontology annotation, cellular component: apical cortex. Gene Ontology annotation, biological process: establishment of mitotic spindle orientation; regulation of asymmetric cell division; apical protein localization. Lineage: Eukaryota; Metazoa; Chordata; Aves; Passeriformes; Estrildidae. Gene Ontology annotation, molecular function: cytoskeletal adaptor activity; protein binding.
GAACUUGCAAUGAGCAUGAAGAGAGCUGGGAUCCUUGAAAAUAGAUUCCAGCCUAUGGAGAAGUGCACAUAAGAACAGGAUAAAUAUGGCUUUUAAGGGCGAGGACCACUUAGAUUCCCUUUCCUUACCAGUUCAGCGCAUGCACCUAAUCCAGGUGGACUCUGUUCAGCGAUGGAUGGAAGACCUGAAGCUGAUGACAGACUGCGAAUGUAUGUGCAUUCUCCAGUCCAAGCCCAUCAGCAUUGAGAAAGAUGAACAAAAUGAACUCAUCCUCUCCUCACAGUACAGCACUUGUGAUAACUUGCAGCUCCUGCUAAAGAGGGCUUGGAUCAUCAGCACCGAGCUGACGAGGAUUGCUCAGAAGCUGGAGAAGAACAGGUGGCAGAGGGUCCACAGCAUGACAGUGAGAGUCAACUGCCACGUGCAUUCCAUGAUAAAUGAGUACAACACCUUCACCAGGAGCUCUUCAGAAGAAAUGCACCAGCUCGAAAAACUCUUAAUAGACAAGUGUUCAGAAUUUACAACAUUCACAGAAAGGUGCUUACAGACUGAAGAUGAAGAGAUACUGAAGUCCAUGAAAUCUUGUGUUAACGAAACACUCACGACCGUGGCCCAAUAUUUUGGCCAGUUGUUAGAGCUGGUUUUAACGCAAGAAGCACAGAGCCUGCUGAGGCAGAUAGAGCUCUCGGGCAGCCUGUACGUCACGGAGUCGGCCAUCAGUGGUUUAUUCAGCCUCGCCCAGGAAGGAGCUCACCUCUGCCGCAUCAUAGCCAAGGAAGGAGGUGUUGUUGCUCUCUUUAAGAUCUGUCGCCAGGAUUGUUUCAGGUGCCUUUAUCCCCAGGCCCUGAGAACGCUGGCAUCAAUUUGCUGCGUAGAGGAAGGGAUGCACCAGCUGGAGAAGGUGGAUGGGAUACUGUGCCUGGCUGACAUCCUCACUGAUACCAGCCAUUCUGAAGCCACUCAUGCAGAAGCAGCAGCAGUAAUUGCCCAGAUCACAUCUCCACACCUCACGUUCACUCAGCAUCUCAGCAGCUUUCUGGAAAAUAUGGAAGAAAUCGUGACAGCACUUGUCAAACUGUGCCAAGAAGCCUCAUCAGGUGAAGUUUUCCUGCUGGCUUCAGCUGCUCUUGCCAAUAUUACUUUCUUUGAUACCAUGGCUUGUGAAAUAUUGCUCCAGUUAAAUGCAAUGAAGAUUCUCCUAGCAGCGUGCUCAGACAAACGCAUAGUGGAUACUCCGUUCUCCCGGGAUCAGGUGGUAACAAUAUUGGCAAACAUGUCUGUGUUGGACCAGUGUGCUUCAGAAAUCAUUCAAGGAAAUGGUGUUCAGCUUUUAAUGGAGAUGCUCUUUGAGAAAUGCCCCUCUGGAAAUGCAGCAGAAGCUGCAGCUUGCGAGCGAGUCCAGCAGAAGUCCGCGGUUACCCUGGCGCGGCUCAGCCGAGACCCCGAGGUGGCAGAUGCAGCUGUGAAACUCAGCUGUAUUCCUCGCCUGAUUAAACUUUGCAGAUCACCAACAGAAAGAAAUAACAGUGAUUCUGUUUUAGUGGCAUGUCUGGCAGCCUUGAGGAGACUGGCAGUCAUGAGUCCUGAUGGGCUGGAAGAUUCAGAUUUUCAGCAGCUGGUAAAGCCCAGACUAGUGGAUUCUUUUCUGCUGUGCACAAAUAUGGAAGAGAGCUUUGUAUAAAUGGGAGCCAAAACCCUUUGAACAAUAAGGAUGAUGAUAGGUA